Meriones unguiculatus (Mongolian gerbil) is the source of this 2428-nucleotide messenger RNA. RefSeq names its product MARVEL domain containing 3 (gene Marveld3). The record is from RefSeq and is a predicted model, not a curated record. Bases 111 to 1223 code for a protein of 370 amino acids. Gene Ontology annotation, cellular component: membrane. Lineage: Eukaryota; Metazoa; Chordata; Mammalia; Rodentia; Muridae. The transcript is spliced from 3 exons.
CGCGCAGGUGAGCUGCCGCCACCCGGUCCCUGAGGUUAGCCACCUGCCUGGGGAACUUGUGGUUGGUUGUUGCCCUCGGGUCGUUUCCGGGCGGGGACAGGAACCGGGCCAUGGAGGAUACUUCGGGGACUCGCGAGGCCCGGCCCCGUCCGAGAGAGAGAGACCGGGAGCGGAGCUCGCACCCCGACAGAGACCGCCACGUCGAGCGGCCGCGGGACCGAGGUGGGGACAGGCACAGGGAGAGGAACGGUGACGUCAGAGGAGACGGGGACCGGAGGACGGACCGAGACCCGCGCCGGGACAGACACGGGGACGCGGGCCAUCGCGCGGCUGCACAGAGAGCCCGGGACAAGUCCGGCCAAAGCCGUGGGCGGCCCGAGCCCUGGGUGCCGGGUUGGGACUCAGCCCCGACCCCGGGGCCCGCACCGUGGGGAGCCCCGGGACCGCCGCGGAAGCAGGGCCUCGGGCGCCGCGGGCUGGAGAGCGAGCUUCCUUCGGAAAGAUACGCGCCCACACACUCGGGGCCUGCAUGGCAGGAAGAGGAGUAUUACCAGUCUGAAGCUGAGGGGCUCCUAGAAUGCCACAAAUGCAGAUACUUGUGCACGGGGAGAGCCUGCUGCCAGAUGCUGGAGGUUCUGCUGAACUUGCUGAUCUUGGCCUGCAGCUCUGUCUCGUACAAUUCCACAGGGGGCUACACGGGCAUCACCAGCUUGGGUGGGGUUUACUACUACCAGUACGGAGGAGCUUAUAGCGGCUUCAGUGGUGCUGACGGGGAGAAAGCCCAGCAGCUGGAUGUCCAGUUCUACCAACUCAAGCUGCCCACGGUCACUGCAGCAAUGGCCUACAGUGGAGCCCUCAUGACCUUCUCCUGUCUCCUUCUCCUCGGGGGUGUCCUGCGGGUCCCGUGGCACUGUCCGCUGUGGCUGGUGAUCGAGGGUUUGAUAGACGCGCUCAUCGCCGGGGCCUACGUCCCAGCCUUGUACUUCUUCUUCCAACACCUCUCUGCUGCCUACAGCUCGGCUGUGUGCAAGGAGAGGGAGGCCCUGUACCAGAGCAAAGGUUACAGUGGCUUCAGCUGCAGUAUGCAUGGGGGAGACAUUGGAGCAGGAGUCUUUGCAGCCGUGGGCAUUGGGGUCUUUGCCAUGGGAGCUGUCCUGGCCUUUAGGGGUUACCGAAAGGUCAGGAGGCUGAAGGAAAAGCCCACGGAAAUGCUGGAGUUUUAGACUUCUAGAAUGUCCUGCCACAUAGAUGUGAGAGAAGUCACUUUCAACCACAAUCUUUCACAAGAAUUCUUUUGAUGUGGAGCUCACUAAUGCUUCCAAAACACCAAGCCAGUGUAGGUGUGCUGGGGCUAGCUCCUGGUUGCCUGGAGCAGUGUUCUCUGAGACAAAAAGCUCUGGUUUCUGGAACCUUCUGUGGGUGUGGAACUAACAAAAAGUAUGUCAAAAACCCCAAACGCUGGGGCCAGGAUUGAUGGUACAGGUCUGUAAUACCAUAAUCGUAGCACUUGUAAGGCUGGGGCAGGAGGAUCUCAAGGUCAAGGCUAGCCUGGGCUACAUAGUAAGACCCUGUCUCCAAACCAGAUAAACAACAAGAAUGAAGGAGCUCACAGAGGCCAGGACCCACAGGAGAAAGGCAAAGCACACUUCAUGAUCAGGGCAGGGACAGGCGAAUUGGAAACUUAUCUUUAGAGUUCACAAAAAGACUGCAUGGACAGGAGGCAGCCCAGCCUGAACUGUCUCUUCUAAACUCGGCUCUCUUGAGCAGAUGCCGGGGCAUCUCCACACUGAGCAUCCGGGUCCUGCACUCUGUGGAUUCUGGGACACCUCCCCAGAAAAAAAAGACUUAAGUGCGAGGGCGUGGGGUAAGAAAAGGAGAAUCAGAUAAAACUCACUGAGCUGCAAAGAAACCAUUCUACUGUAAGGGUAGAGCGGCCCUGAGCACUCAAUAAGCAUCUGUACCUCUUGUAAAUGUGCCAUUGUAUGAAGGAUCCAACCCCACAGCUGGUAUUCAGGAGAAAAGAAUGCAAGUCCCUUUCCCAACAGAAGAAUGUCACUUUGGGCCAGACAACUUCAUGGACUCCAUGACCUGUUGAAUUAUAGCUUGGGAACAUUACAGUGUAUUCUGGGACAAGUGAACAUGAUCUUUGCUUGAUGUGAAUCCAAGCAUUCCAAGGAAAAAUUUUAAUCUGGAGGCGGCAGUUUUCUUUAUGUUCAUGAUACAUUAUUCACUUAAACUCCACUGGUUGACUUAGAAGACUUUGGGCUGAGGGACAGAAUCGCAUACCUUUGUCGUGCAUGGCUAGAAAUUCUCUUGAACACUGUGAGGAAUUCUGUUCAAAGAAAGGGGGGGAGGUUAUUUUUCAUUCUAUAGAUAUGUUGAGCGCACAGAUUCAUUUUAUUUUCACACAAUAAAAAGAUCAAACCGA